Messenger RNA from Sphenostylis stenocarpa, 157 nucleotides. NCBI's taxonomy places the organism in Eukaryota, Viridiplantae, Streptophyta, Magnoliopsida, Fabales, Fabaceae. The record is from the annotation of a GenBank genome assembly.
AUGAGUGAUGAAGGGCGCCGUAAUCCUACUCGUGUGGAGGGUGGUCGGAAUGGUACUGCGGUACCGAUCACAAUGUGCCCACGUGAUGAUAGCCUCGAGUUCGGGCAUAAGAAGAAAGUUUUAAAAUGUGAUGUUGUGAUUUGCCGCGGUUUCUGUG